AUGGUAAUUAUAUAUAGGAAAGUUUGGCAUCAAAGACCUGCUUGUUUGAGGUCCAUCCAUUGCACUCAUACUGGCGAUCAGAACAUUGCUGAAACCGUUGCUAAUGUGCUUACUUCACUUCCUUUUAUUGCCAUCGGACUCCAUGCCCCAAGGAAAAAUGUGAAUUGUAAAAUAUACGCAAAUUCAUUGAUUGGAGUGGGAGUUGCUUCAAGUUUCUAUCAUGCUUCAAGAGGGAGAUUGAGGAAGUAUCUCAGAUGGGCUGACUACACUAUGAUCGCAACAACUACCUGCCUAUCAAGAGCACUUAGGAAAGAGAACCCCAAGUUGUCAGCAUCAGCUUUGUUUCUGCCCAUACAACCCCUCAUGGUUUCAGCAGUCCACACAGGAAUUAUGGAGGAGUUUUCCAGCCUUUGA
This is a messenger RNA of Salvia miltiorrhiza (redroot sage), 414 nucleotides long. RefSeq lists its product as uncharacterized. Lineage: Eukaryota; Viridiplantae; Streptophyta; Magnoliopsida; Lamiales; Lamiaceae. The transcript has 5 exons. Bases 1 to 414 code for a protein of 137 amino acids. The record is from RefSeq and is a predicted model, not a curated record.